AUGAGACCAACUUUGAUCAGAAACUUUCACAGAUCAGCCGUGAGGAUGGCUGCCCAUGCAGACCACAGUAACGCCCCAGGAGGUAGAUGGCUCUUCACAGCUGGAGGAGUGGCAUUGCUUCUGGCAGGCGGUGCUGUAGUGGUGGCUCAAAGGAAUAACGAGCAGAACAGUCACAUCCGCAACAUCUUUAAGAAUGAAAGAGGGACGGGCGCCAGGCACUUGUGA
Molecule: messenger RNA, 225 nt
Organism: Torulaspora globosa
Lineage: Eukaryota; Fungi; Ascomycota; Saccharomycetes; Saccharomycetales; Saccharomycetaceae
Exons: 1
Coding region: 1-225 (74 amino acids)
Source: RefSeq, a predicted model, not a curated record